AUGUCUGUAUCUACACACCAAGAAUAUUCAACAAAAAGGAUCUUGGAAAAUGAAUUUAAAAAGGGCAUCCUGAACCUGAAGCCGGACGACAAACACAGCACUGGCACGGGCUCAGGCUCCAGUGGCACCCUGGAGGACGAGGUCCUCACACUGUUCGUCAGUGGCCUCCCUGUGGACAUAAAGCCCAGAGAACUCUACCUGCUCUUUAGGCCGUUCAAGGGGUACAAAGAGUCCCUGAUCAAACUCACAUCGAGACAGCCUGUUGGUUUUGUGAUCUUUGACAGCCUGGCAGGAGCAGAAGCAGCCAAGAAUGCGUUGAAUGGUAUCAGCUUUGAUCCCGAGAAGCCGCAGACCCUGAGACUAGAGUUUGCCAAAGCCAAUACCAAGAUGGCCAAGAACAAGCUAAUGGCUACACCGAAUCCCACCAGCGCUCACCCCACCCUAGGAGCACACUUUAUCACACGGGACCCCUAUGACCUGAUGGGGACUGCUCUGAUCCCCACGUCCCCAGAGGCCUGGGCCCCCUAUCCUCUGUACACCACAGUGCUGACCCCGACUAUCUCACAUGCUGCGUUCAGCUACCCAGCUGCCACUGCUUCUGCCGCUGCCCUGCACGCUCAGGUGCGCUGGUACCCUUCCUCCGACUCCACCCAGCAAGGAUAGAAGUACCUUCAGUUCUGUUAGUUUCUCAGUCUUGUUACCACAGCUUGACGCUCCCGCCCCCCGCUGGGGAGGAAGCUGCCCGCUGGCCCGCAGCUUCCACUGUCCCCAGCGGCUGGGGGAGAGCUGUUGCUUUCCUCCAAAGACUGUGAAUUUUAAGCCUGACUCAGUGGACUGCUUCCUGUUCCUCUCUGUCCUCUCCCCCAGCCCUGUCCCGCCCAGAGCCCUCCUCCAAGGCCUCCGAGGAGGGUUCUGGAACACCUGGACCAGGUGCUGAGGCCUCCCUGGGGCCACGCGAGGCCCGACCUCCCGUCCAAAAACUUGCUUUUUGUAGCUUCACCUCGGAGAAACAAGGCGUUUGAUUUUGCAUGCUUUCUGGCAUUAAUUAAGACACUUACACUUGUGUAUAUUUGAGUGUACUGUUUGUUCUCACACUGUGUCACCAUAGCAACAGGUCCUGGCCUUUAAUGGUUCAUCAUUCCUGGUCCCUCUCUCCACACACCUGGUCCCUCUCCCCUGCACCCACCCUGCUCCUGUGAGGCCUGCCAGUUCGACCAAUUCCACCGCCCCACACAUGUCCCAGCUGAACAGUGAUGGCCGCCCUGCAGAGGGUUUCCUUUUUCGUUUCCCAUCCGGGUCCCCCACUCCCUCCUCCGAGGGGCCGGCCACUGUUCAGAGAAUCCCCUCUGCCCUUCCUGCUCACCUCUCCACAGCACACCCCACCCCCACCAUUGCUCCUCAUUCCUUUCAAACUACAAUACCAACCAAAAAGUGAAAGUAUUUUUGUACCCUGUGUAAGAAAAUAUUUAUGCAUCAUAAAGGAUUUUUCAUGUGAAA
Messenger RNA from Pipistrellus kuhlii (Kuhl's pipistrelle), 1497 nucleotides. RefSeq names its product RNA-binding protein with multiple splicing 2-like. Gene Ontology annotation, biological process: negative regulation of smooth muscle cell differentiation. The record is from RefSeq and is a predicted model, not a curated record. Lineage: Eukaryota; Metazoa; Chordata; Mammalia; Chiroptera; Vespertilionidae. Gene Ontology annotation, cellular component: cytoplasm. The transcript is spliced from 2 exons. Gene Ontology annotation, molecular function: mRNA binding.